Corythoichthys intestinalis (scribbled pipefish) is the source of this 1040-nucleotide messenger RNA. RefSeq lists its product as uncharacterized. Gene Ontology annotation, cellular component: membrane. The record is from RefSeq and is a predicted model, not a curated record. The coding region runs from base 163 to 789 and encodes 208 amino acids. The transcript is spliced from 7 exons. Lineage: Eukaryota; Metazoa; Chordata; Actinopteri; Syngnathiformes; Syngnathidae.
GUGGCCUUAAACGCACCAACAACAGCAACUGCGUCAGUUACAGUAAGUUGAAUCGACCGCGCGGCCCUCACAAACAACUCCAUUGUUUAAUUUGCUUGUCAUUUUAGCCGAAGGCUGACUUUUAAGAAACAUUUCGAACGUCCGUCGAACAGUAGCGAGUCCAUGGCGGCGUCUUCCUCCAUCACCAGCGUCGGCGGCAUGCUGAUCGUCACGCAGGUCAUCCCUCAAGACGGUAACGCCGUCCCGCUCCAGAGCCACGUGGGGACGGAUCCCUCAGACGCUCCGGCGCCGCCCGCCCCGGCCCAGAAGGCCGAGGGGAGCUCCGCUCGCCGGCGGGGGGAGCUUUCGGGACUCGGGGCGGUCCAGAUGGUCAUCGCCGUGCUGUGCGUCCUCUUCGGCUCCACGGGCAUCUCGCACUUCCUGAUGCCGCACUUGGCUUUCUUCGGUGGCGCCUACUUGUUGGCAUCUGGCGGGCUGGCGGCGGCGGCCGAGAAGCGGACGUCCGUUACGCUGCGGCGGGCGUGCGUGUGGGCCAACACGGUGGCCGUUCUGCUUAGCCUGGGGGGCGUGGCCUACCUCAGCUGGCUGCUGGCCGUCAGUCGUCCGGCCCAGAAUGUCUGCGGAGAUCCCUUGGACGGCGAAGAAGAACUCUGGAGGGACUGCGCCCACGGUCUGUGGAUGUUGGACGGGCUGGUGAAUGGCCUGCGCGGCCUUUUCCUGGUUCUCCUGGUGCUUCAGGCCGCCGUCUCCGCGGCGGUCCGCGUUUUGGCCGCCAAAACAGACCCGUGACGGUCCACGGGACGGACGCCACGGGAAGCCCGCCGGAGUCGCCGCGCAUGACCGCCGUCGAGGAGUCGUCUAAUCCUGACGGCGGAAUACAAUUUAAUUUACAGCAGCGUAUUAACCGUCCGGCAAGACUCUCAUAAUCAGCCAUUUUUAUACUCUUUAUUAUCCAGAGCUCUGUUGCAUGAAGUUACGUUAGCCGUAGGGAGGUGAAAUUGUUUGAUUCAGUUCCAAUCAAUAAAGUGUCUCAAGACGUA